AUGAGGCCAGUUAACGAAGGUGAUCCAAAGUCGAUGGAUAAAUUUGCUGAUGCCCUUGAAAGAACCAUCGUUGUUUUGAAAAAUAACAGUCUUCACGCGGACUUAGGGGGCGGAACCCUAUAUGGAAUCGUGGUCGAAAAACUGCCCGAGAAUUUGCUUAAAGAGUAUUAUCAUUGGGUCAAGGAACAAGGAAAGAACGAAACAAUGGUAACUCUAAACGAAUGGGUGGCCGUGGAAGCGGAUUUGCAAACUCAAGCGUCGGAGGUGAAACAUGGCUUUACUCGGAAAUAUGAAGACAGCAAGUGGUCGCGGCAAGACAGGAGAAACAACAAAUCAUACGGCGCGAGUCUACAAGAUGGCAAGAAGAUCAGUAACGAAAUCGAGAGAAAAGGAAAAUUGUGCAGAGCUUGUGGAGAAACGCACCAUCUCGAGAAAUGCAAAGUGUUUACUGGAUGGUCUUUUGAAAAGAAAUGGGAGGCAGCGAAACGAUUUGGAGUGUGCUUUUGUUGUCUGGAUUACAACCAUUUAGGACACCAGUGUCCAAAAAGUAAAGCCUGUGAUGUCGCUGGAUGCAAGAAAACACAUCACCCUCUGUUGCACGAAUCACAACCCGGACAAGAAACAAAGGUACCCAGCAUGGAGGGGGAUACACAAACAACGACUCUAAACACCAUCGAAAGACACGAAGAGAGGAUUAUUGCACUUCGUACAGUCCCUGCAAUUCUCAAACACGGAAAGAGGCGAUUAUUAGUGAACUGUUUUCUUGACGAGGGCAGCAACACCACCUACGUAAAUGAAGAUGUGAUCGAGACGUUAGGAAUUAGUACAGAGAAAGAAGAAAUCACCAUCAAUGUAGCAAACGAUCAGAAGAUACGACUUAUGGCUGCUACUCUUGAAAUUGGCCUAGAAAGCGUUGAUGGAAAAGUCGAUACAACGAUCGUGGUGAAAACCAGUGACAAGAUUUGUGGAGGAAUGAAACCUACCGACUGGGUAACAAUGAAGCAACAGUGGAAUCAUUUAAAGGACAUUCCUUUCCCACACCUCGCAGAGAAAGGAGUUAUCGAUGCUUUGCUCGGAUCGGAUUACUAUCACCUGAUGUUUCCCAUGCAGGAAAUUCGAGGUCAGGAAGACGAACCAGCCGCUAGACUUUGUCCUUUGGGCUGGACCGCUAUCGGAAGAAUCGGAAAAUCGACACAACCGAGAGGAACAGCAUGUGUCAACACUGGCUACUUACAUACGUUCCGUACGUGUGCACAGCAAUUAACCCCAGACAUCGUUACUGCAUCGGAUGAAGAUUUGAACGUCACACUCAAGCGUUUCUGGGACCUCGAAACACUCGGCAUCGUCCCACAGAGUCAAGAAGAAAACGAGUUGACGCCCCUGAAGAAGAUAGCCCAGAAAAAGGUUGAACAGUCGCUGUCAUACAACGGUGAUCGGUACGAAGUUUCAGUACCGUGGAAACAAGAUCGACCUAACCUGCCAAACAAUCGACAGAUGGCCGAGAGAAGAUUACAGCUUGUUGAAAAGAAACUUCAGAAGGACACGCACGACACGGGUCAUGCAAUUUAUCAAGAACUGUAG
This is a messenger RNA of Pocillopora verrucosa, 1581 nucleotides long. Lineage: Eukaryota; Metazoa; Cnidaria; Anthozoa; Scleractinia; Pocilloporidae. The record is from RefSeq and is a predicted model, not a curated record.